AUGUCGAAGCAUGUCACCCGCCCACUAAGAGCGAUAGGCUCAUCAUCGAGGAUAAUUCGCAGGUCAGCAUCGACCGUAGCUGAAUCGUCGACAUCCUCAUCUUCAUCUUCCGAUCUAUCUCCUACAUCUUCAUCUUCAUCCUCAUCAACCCCUUCCGAACCAUCAUCAAACAAACCAAGCGGUCUACCAAGACAAGCAUUCUCGAUCCCUUAUUCUCCUGUCCCUCGUUUACCAAACUUCCCAAAUACCUACAAUUCGCCUAUACAUAAACAUUAUAAUCACCCAUCACCUUUAUUCUCCCCUCCACACCCUUCGAAAUAUCCUACGACGCUGGAAGAUCAGAAUGCAUUGAGGAAGGAACAGAAGCUUUCGGCUAUAUCUGGAUUGAGCAGGGAAGAAUUGAGGGGGUUGAAUAGGUUUGUGGUGAGGAGUAGGAAAGUGCAGCAUAUGACGAAGAAGGGAAAAAUGGGAGUAAACCAAGCUUAUGUAGUUGUUGGAUCACCCGAACGAGGCUUGGUAGGAUUAGGUAGAGGUAGAGGUCAUAAUGGUGCUGCAGCUGCCGAUGCGGCAUUCCAUAAAGCCGUUCUCUCGAUGGACUAUGUCAACCGAUAUGAAUCUCGUACGCUCUGGGGAGAAGGUAAAGAUUUGACUGGGAAAUGGGGUGCUGCGAAAGUACAUCUCAGAGCUAGACCACCAGGAUUCGGUCUGAUGGUCCCACCGAUGAUUCAUCGGUUGUUCACUGCAUGUGGUAUCAAAGAUGCCAGCGCUAUGAUCACCGGCUCUAGAAAUAGACCGGACGUACUCAAAGCGACUAUCCAGAUAUUACACGGUGGUGGCAACCCAUCAGGAUUCGGUACGGGUUUGUUCGGCAAGAAAGGGCCGAGGGAGAAUAAAGGCCAAGGGAUGAGGAGUAAAGAAGAGAUUGAGAGGGAGAGGGGAAGAUACGGUGUGGAUGUCGGUAGAAGGACAUAG
Kwoniella botswanensis is the source of this 972-nucleotide messenger RNA. RefSeq lists its product as uncharacterized. The transcript has 5 exons. Gene Ontology annotation, cellular component: ribosome. The coding region runs from base 1 to 972 and encodes 323 amino acids. The record is from RefSeq and is a predicted model, not a curated record. Gene Ontology annotation, biological process: translation. Gene Ontology annotation, molecular function: structural constituent of ribosome; RNA binding. NCBI's taxonomy places the organism in Eukaryota, Fungi, Basidiomycota, Tremellomycetes, Tremellales, Cryptococcaceae.